Anarrhichthys ocellatus (wolf-eel) is the source of this 4170-nucleotide messenger RNA. RefSeq names its product HEAT repeat containing 6 (gene heatr6). The coding region runs from base 10 to 3693 and encodes 1227 amino acids. The transcript is spliced from 20 exons. Lineage: Eukaryota; Metazoa; Chordata; Actinopteri; Perciformes; Anarhichadidae. The record is from RefSeq and is a predicted model, not a curated record.
CAAAAAAACAUGGCGGCUCAAACUGGGCCGUUAUCUUCGGUCUUCAUGAGCCGCAGUGAUGCUCCUGUCUUUCCUGCGGUGCUUCUGUCCGCGGAGGCCGCCCCGUUCACCCCGCUCGGGACGGACGGUUGGCGGCUCGGCUCACCGUCGGACGUCGAGAAGCAGUUCACCCGCUGCGCCGCGAAGCUCAGAGCCCUGCGAGCAGACUCGAGCCAGCUGAGAGAGGAGCUCAACCUGUUCCUAGACCAGCUCCUGUCCGAAAACUACAACAGAACCUUCGAGCCCAACAUCAACAUCCGACCGGAGGACGUGUGCAGUCUGCUGAAACACAUCAGCUGUCUUGUGCCACUGAGUCAAGAGCAUCUAGUCAUCAAACUGUGCCAGCUAGUGCAUCAUCUACUCAACCAGCUAAAGGUGAUAAUGGACGAGCGGACAUUGGAUGUAUUAUUAAACUACACCACCGGUGCGCUGAAAGUGUGCAGCACGUGGACACACUCGGAUGUCCUCCUGGCUCUCUCCACUAUAGUGUACGGGAAUGGACCUCAGUGCCACCAGCACCUCCGUGACCUGCUGGGUGAAGAUGGAGUCCUCCUGUUGUAUAGUUCUCCAUCGCAGCCGAGUAUGGAGUUACGCCGCGUUGCUCUCACCUGUAUGGCCAACAUCUGUCUCAGGAUCCCUGGUCAGGCACCUUUGGAUGAUCAAUACAGAAGUGUCUCUUUUAGAGUCUUCCUGAAAACACUGCAGUCCUCCAAACCUCCCAACACGGAUGAGCUCUUCUACUGCAUGGUGAUCCAGGCAGCACUGAAGGGACUCCAGUGUUGUCUCUCAGGUGGGAAGUGGAAGUUUGUCGGAGAGGAGCUUGGGUCUGUGCUGGCCGCACUUAAGAGGCUCAUGUUCCAGGGAACUCCGGGUGUGAGUGUCGAGUGGCCAACCGUGCUCUACCCGACACCUCUUCCUCAGUACGAGGCUCUCUCUGCCCCGAAACCCGCCGAACCACCAACAUCCCCAGAACCACCAAAAGAUGCCGCCGUGUCGGGCAAAACCUCGGCGAAUAAAAAGAGGAAAUCCAAAGGGAAGGGGAAGAAGACGAGCUCUGAGGAGAGCAGAGUGGACGACGGAGAGGAAGAGAACCGCGAGACGGUGCCUGCACUUCAGAAAGGAGGGGGCAGAGAGGGAAGCCGAGGUGAGGGAGAGUCCUUGUCUAAAACAUCUGGCCCGUCUCUCUACCCGUCCUGGAAAAGAGCCAGUUCUGACUCCGAGUUUUCCGACCCAGAAGGCAGUGCACAGAGCAAAUUAAGGCUUUACAACGGUCGCAUACGUCAGGGAGCUCUGCACUGUCUGCUAGCGGUGGUGAAAGGCGUCGAGAAGAGGACUCUGUAUGGGUACUGGUCCUCCUUCAUCCCCGACUCUCCUAUUGGGGGGCCGCCGCCUCUCACUCUUAUCACAAUUAUACUAAAGGACCCCUCUCCAAAGGUGCGUGCGUGUGCGCUUCAGGUGCUGUCGGCUAUUCUGGAUGGCUCCCGUCAGUUCCUGGCUGUGGCCGAAGACACGGCGUCCCCUCGUAAAUCUUACACCCCUUUCUCCUUCUUGCUGGCGACCGCCAUCAGAGAACUGCACCGCGCUCUCACUCUGGCUCUGCUGGCCGAGACCUCCCCUCAGACGCUCACACAGGUCAUAAAGUGUCUGGCCUACCUGGUGGCGAACGCUCCCUACCACCGUCUCAGACCUGGUCUGCUCAGCCAGCUCUGGAAGCAGAUGCGUCCCUAUGUGCGCCACAGAGAUGUAAAUGUCCGUGUGUCAGUCCUGACGCUUUAUGGGGCUCUGGUGACAACUCAGGCUCCUCUCCCUGAGGUCCAGCUCCUCCUCCGGCAGCCAGAGAGCAGCAGCAGAACUGGCUCAUUCACACCACAGGACUCUGGUCUCAGCUGGAGACAAAGAGACGGAGUGUCCACGCCCCCCACUCCAGUCAAACCCUCCCUGCGCAGCUCGGGGACACACUCCCCUCAAGUUCCUCGCACGCCGGAGGAGGUGGACAGCGCACCGCCAUGGCUGCUGCAGCUGUGCGUGUCGCUGGUGACUCAGCCUAGAGAGGACCAAUUGGACGGCGAGGGAGCCGGAGGAGGUGCUGCUUUAGAGCCCUCCCCUGUCCGACUAGAAGCUCUACAGGUCAUGUUCCACCUGGUGCAUGGCUACUUCUCUCUAGCACAAGCAUGUCUAUGUGAGAUUGGGCAGGUGAGCACUCGCUGCCUUGGGGAGACAGACCCCUCCAUACAACUGCACGGGGCAAAGUUGUUGGAGGAGUUGGGGACCGGAAUAAUCCAGCAGUACAGAGCAGAGAACAACGUGUCUGAGAGCUCGAGGGUCCCCAUGAGCCAAGUGGUGCUGUUUUGGUCGGACGUUUUGAGCGGCCCGCUGAACGGAGCGCUGCAGAGCGAACAACAUCCCACACUGCAGACGAGCGCCUGCGACGCGCUCUCCUCCAUUCUGCCGCAGGCCUUCUCACAGCUGCCGGACAAGACCCAGCUGAUGUGCAUCACGGUGCUACUGGGGCUGACCUACAGUGAGAACUAUCUGGUGAAGACCGCAGCAGUCAGGGCUCUGGGAGUCUACAUCCUGUUCCCGUGUCUGAGAGAGGAUGUGAUGUUCGUGGCGGAUACAGCCAACACUAUCCUCGCUGCCCUCGACGAUCGGUCUCCAAACGUCCGUGCCAAGGCUGCCUGGUCCUUAGGCAACCUAACGGACACACUUGUUGUUAAUAUGGAGAGUGUAGGUGUGGAUUUCCAAGAAGAGUUAUCGGACAUGCUGCUUCUCAAGAUGUUGCAGGCAGCCACCCGAGCAUCAGCCGACAAAGACAGGGUCAAGGCUAACGCAGUGCGAGCGCUUGGGAAUCUGCUUCAUUUCCUGCGUGAGAGUCAGCUGACCCGGUCUGCGUUCCAACGCCCGCUGGAGGAUGCGGUCCUUGCUCUGGUUAAAACCAUCCAAUCAGAGGCCACUAUGAAGGUCCGAUGGAAUGCCUGUUACGCCCUGGGAAAUGCCUUCAGAAACCCGGCCCUGCCGCUCGACUCAGCCCCGUGGUCUUGUGACGCAUUCUCCUCCCUCUGCCAUGUUGUCAGUUCCUGUAAGAACUUCAAGGUGCGGAUCAAGUCCGCUGCUGCUCUGGCAAUUCCGUCCACCCGCGGCAGCUACGGGGACUCCGAGCGGUUCGGCUGUGUGUGGCGUUCCCUCGCUAAGGCGCUCGAGAACAGCGAAGACACAAACGACUUCUUCGAGUACCGCUACAGUGCCAGUCUGCGGCACACGCUCUCUCAAGCUCUCCUACACCUGCUCGCCGUCAGCCAGUCGCAGGACAUGCCCUCGCUCGGGGCAUCGCUGGCCGGGGAGGAGGGGAGGGGCAUCAAGGAGCAUUUGAUCAACUAUCUUAGAGCGGAGGAGGGAGGAGGAGGAGAGGGGGCAGAGAGGGCAGAGGGAGAGAAAGAGGCAGGGGGGGAGAGUUUUACCCUUCAACAGAGAAUAGGUCGUCUACAGCAGACCCUGAUCAGACUGAAGGAGCUGGAGGCUGAAGGGGACGGACGAGGAGAGGAGGAGGGAAGUAGAGAGAUGGUGGUUCAUUUCCUGGAGGAUUUGCUACAGACCUGUGAAGCUGAGACCACUAAGACUGCUCUCUCAGAGGAGAAACACCUGACCACAAACUAACGUCAUAAUGAGAUCUUCUUAAGUGCAUUUCAAGAUACAAGAUUAUAAUUUAGCUUUUCCUUUUAUAUCCUUUUAUUUAUUGUAUUGCACCUGCACUCUACUAUGGCUUAACAUCUGAUAUACAAAGACGUGUAGUUAAAAUUAUGUAAUGAGAUCAAAUAUAUGAGUAUAAAUCAUGGACUUUCAGUGUAAUCACAUUAUUAUGAACACAUGUAAUUGUUUAACAGAAUUUUGUUGUCCAAGUUAAUUGAGAUGGGAAAAAUCUUCAUUGUUUUCAUGUGAGAGUUUUGUCCGAUUUUAAUGCGUAACAUUGGAACAGUUGAUUGUUUUAUUUGUCAUUUAUCUGCCAUAUUGAAAUAUAUUUUGAUAUAUGAAAAAAUCUCAAUAUAGUUUUAUAUCGAUUCCAAUAAUAUUCUAUUGUAUGAUAUCGGGCAAAGAAUCAUGAUUAAUAAUAAAUAAUUGUACAGAAGUACAUUA